AUGAGAGAAUUAGAUUUACUUAUAAGCAGUUAUGCUAAGUAAAAUUUAAAAAACUUUACAUAUGAUGAAUGCAUUAAAUUUAAUGAAGAUGUAUUAUUACAUGAAACUCCUUAGUUAAAUAAGUAUUUACUUGGACAAGAACCCUACCCUUAAGACAAUGUUUAUAUCCCUAAAAUUAUUGAAUUUGCUAUUAAAAAACCUAGAUAUAAUUACUUUUGA
Molecule: messenger RNA, 219 nt
Organism: Ichthyophthirius multifiliis
Lineage: Eukaryota; Ciliophora; Oligohymenophorea; Hymenostomatida
Exons: 1
Source: RefSeq, a predicted model, not a curated record